Messenger RNA from Rhinocladiella mackenziei CBS 650.93, 1137 nucleotides. RefSeq lists its product as uncharacterized. The coding region runs from base 1 to 1137 and encodes 378 amino acids. The record is from RefSeq and is a predicted model, not a curated record. Gene Ontology annotation, biological process: zinc ion import across plasma membrane. The transcript has a single exon. Lineage: Eukaryota; Fungi; Ascomycota; Eurotiomycetes; Chaetothyriales; Herpotrichiellaceae. Gene Ontology annotation, cellular component: plasma membrane. Gene Ontology annotation, molecular function: high-affinity zinc transmembrane transporter activity.
AUGGCUUCCCCUGACGAAGCAGCACCAACCUUCAAUCCAAACAACGUGGAUCUCAACACGGCAGAUCCGCGAGAUGUGAUUUGCGCCAUCAAUUUCUCGGGAAAUGACUACAAUGGUCAGCUCGGCGCAAGGAUCUCGGCCAUCUUCGUUAUCUUGGUCGUGUCUACUGGUACAACAUUCUUCCCCGUCAUCGCCAAAAGAGUACCUCGACUGCACAUACCUCUGUAUGUCUAUCUCUUCGUUCGAUAUUUCGGUUCCGGCGUUAUCGUCGCCACCGCCUUCAUUCAUUUGCUGGAACCGGCAUACAGUGAGAUCGGAACGCAAACGUGCGUGGGCAUGACAGGAGGAUGGGCUGACUACCCUUGGUGUGCGGCGAUUGUCCUCACUUCAGUCAUGGCGGUCUUCCUAAUGGACUUUGGGGCCGAACGAUACGUGGAAAUCAAGUAUGGCAUUGACAGCGAUGACGAUCUUCAAGAAGCUGUCACUGGUGUUGUGGACCGCAGUCCAUCGGCCAUCCAGCAAGACCAGACAUUGAGCACUACGGAAGCACAACGCAAGCACGAAGGCCGCCGAGCAUCUGCCGCAUACGAGAAAAGAUUCAUCGAGGAUUUUGAGGAUGAAGAAGCCGAUUCAAGUGCGCGGAAAAACUCCUUUAGACAACAGAUUGCUGCAUUCCUGAUCCUUGAGUUUGGCGUGAUUUUUCACUCGGUCGUCAUCGGUCUCAACCUCGGUGUCGUGGGAGACGAGUUCAACACCCUCUACCCGGUUUUAGUCUUUCAUCAAUCUUUUGAAGGCCUGGGGAUCGGUGCGAGAAUGUCGUCGAUUCCGUUUAGGCCCGGUAGCUGGCUCCCGUGGAUACUUUGUCUGGCAUACGGUUUGACGACUCCAAUCGCCAUUGCCAUCGGUCUUGGAGUACGCACAACGUACAAUCCUAACUCCUUUACUGCAAAUGUAGUUAGCGGAGUCCUGGAUGCCAUCUCAGCCGGUAUCUUGAUCUAUACUGGGCUCGUCGAGCUGCUGGCUAGAGACUUUUUGUUCAAUCCUAUGCGGACCAAGGACAAUAUGAGGCUGGUAUUUAUGGUGGUUUGUGUCUUGCUUGGUGCUGGGUUGAUGGCGCUACUGGGAAAGUGGGCUUAA